This is a messenger RNA of Trichogramma pretiosum, 1185 nucleotides long. RefSeq lists its product as uncharacterized. NCBI's taxonomy places the organism in Eukaryota, Metazoa, Arthropoda, Insecta, Hymenoptera, Trichogrammatidae. The transcript has 4 exons. The record is from RefSeq and is a predicted model, not a curated record. Bases 181 to 798 code for a protein of 205 amino acids.
CACUGCGUAUAUCUAUAAAGGCAAAGCCGAGCGUCUCUGCAUUUCGCCAGAAAGUCUCAAAGUGCGAGGAGAGAGAUAGCGAGAUAGAGGAAGAGAGAGAGAGAGAGAGAAUACAAGACGCAAAAGCUCGUCGGAUUGCAUAUACACAGCAGCGCACCGUCUUAUAUAGCUAACGCAACGAUGAGGAGCAGCGGAAACGCCGACAACAAAGUAGUCCCGCUGCAUCGCUAUCUGUCGCUCGGACUGCUGCUCUUGCUGCUGCUCGUCGAGUUCGACGAUGCGGUGGCAAAAUCGCCGAAAAAGUACAUCGGCGAGUCGUCCGCUGGCAAUCCGGUCGAGUGUCCCAAAGGCUUACCCAUAUCAGCCUGCAAAAGGAGAAGUUUACUGUUCCCGUACCCGAGGCUCGGCCGCAGAAGCGAUCCGACAAUGUUGACAUCGUCGCCGCCGAUGGCUUUGUUCGCUGUGCCGCGAAUCAUUGGCACUGCAGCAGCAGCAGCUGGAACGGCUGGCGCGUCCGGCAACGGGCUGCUGCUGGUCGAUGCUCCACCACCGUCACUGGCAGCAGCAGCAGCAGCUCGGGCGGCCAAACUCGACUCGAGCGUCCUGCCGCUGCUCGAUUACGCCGAUCUGAUCGAUGCUGGCUUUCCAUUAACGGCUUAUCAGACCAGUGCUGCUGCGCUCGCCGCCGCUCUCGAUGCGGAUCAACGACAUCAGCAGCAACAACAGCAGCAGUCCUGGCAGAAUAAUCUGAUGGACGACUGGAUCCGUCAUGAAAACGGUGAAAUAGAUGCCGAAUGAAAAAAAAUUCAAUAGGCUAGUCGUAGAUUCCUAUAUAUUUGUGUUAAAUUUUGAAAAAAGAAAAAAAAUACAGUAUAUUUAUGUAAACGAACGAUAAAAAAUAAACCAAUUGAUAUUUUACUCUUCUAUUUACGGAUCUGAUGGCGAAUAUAAUAAAUUAAAAAAGCAAAGUUUAUAAUUUUGUAACAUUUUUCUUUUAUUACCAACUGCAUUUAUACGAUGUGUUUGCAUACACUUUUCUUUUAUUCUCUCUUUUUUUUCUCUCUCUCCUGCUCGUUCAUACGUACGCACUAUUAUGAUACGUAGCUCUGCCAUUUUUCGUAUGUAUACAUAUAUAUAUAUAUUUCUCAUCGGUCAACAAAAUGAAAAACUUUUUUUUUUCAAGUA